Messenger RNA from Aspergillus nidulans FGSC A4, 6861 nucleotides. Its product is annotated as ANAPC1 domain-containing protein bimE. Gene Ontology annotation, cellular component: anaphase-promoting complex. NCBI's taxonomy places the organism in Eukaryota, Fungi, Ascomycota, Eurotiomycetes, Eurotiales, Aspergillaceae. The record is from RefSeq and is a predicted model, not a curated record. The transcript is spliced from 2 exons. Bases 724 to 6861 code for a protein of 2045 amino acids.
CUGCAGUUUUUUAUUCGAAAAUGAUCGUCCUCCUCGCCAAAUAACCUUCAGUCCAUCUUCAUAGCCAUAGACGACAACGGAAGAGCCGUUGGGGGCGGGGAUCGGGUAGCCUUGAGCGGUGUAUACACGAUGAGGAAGCUGGAAGCUAGAUUAAGAGACACGUUAGCCAGAGUUACGAGCAUCAGGCGAAUAUUUAGUACGGACCUCAGCUGUAAACCAUCAUCCCUCGCUCUGACGAGUGGACGAGAGGGAAAGGAAGGCAUUGUGCCCAAUACUUAAUCAAUCACCCGGUUCGUUGAAUGAACCAAGGGCAACGUCGGGUUACACGGGUAUCACGAGAAUAAUCGGGAGUGAGGGAUAUUCUCGAUUAUAAUAACGGGAAAGUUCAAUGUUGCAAGAAAGAGAGAGCGCGUUCAGAUGAGAAGGGGGAGAGAACGGUGUUUGGCACAGUGUUGUUGGGGAGAAAGAAAAAUGCCGCCGAGCGUCUUCUGUAUUUACUACGGACUUCAGUGACCGCGUCCACCGCGUCAGUUGCAGAGCUCAAACUCCAGCUUCCCAGCACGACCAUUCCUUCAUUUCUCUGAUAAUUCUUCUCUCAAGCUUGCCGCCAGUACUUUCUUUUACUACUGGUCUCGUCUUCUCCCGGAUCAUUCGGAUCGAACCGACGAUGGCGUCUACUGCCCGACGGCUUUCUCCCCGCAAUACAUGAACGCCGCCUCUAAAAUGUCUACGGUGCGGUCUCUCGGCCUGCACGAUUCCUCGGCCAUUUCUUUCCUUAUCGCGGAGGAUCUGCUACCCGCAGAGCCGUCAGAGGAACUCUACUCCUGGACGACGUCCAUCAACAAUGGCCCGAACGGCCCGGUGGAAGAUGAGUUGGUAUGGACAAAAAGCUGCGUGGUCUGGACUCGGGCGGGCGUGAUCAAAAGGGUCUUCCGACUUGACUUCGAGAAGGAGGACAUCAAGUAUGCCUUGUUGACGAAUUUCGCCGUGAAUAAUGUGAAACGAACUAGUGACUUAUCGUCUCUCGCAAUACCGCAGACCACGAGCCAACAAUCAAAUCGACCCAGCGGUUCAGAGUCACUAGACGGGAAAGAGUCAAGGAGAAGUUCAACCAGCAAGCACUCCUCACGAGCCGUAGUUGUCGUUCUCAAAACACAAGCUCAUAUCUUCUUCCUGGAGGGCAACAGCCAUGUCGUUCCUCUGCCAUUCGAGGUUGACUCCGUGUUUGCGACACCUCGCGGUUUACUGUUUCAGAGGAAAGUCGCGGACGAAAGUAAUACUAGCUCUUAUCCAAUGGUGCCACCGAAUUCUUUCAUGUCGUUCUCCCAGGACUUCUGCGCUUCUCAGUUCCUCGACUAUACUUCCGGCAAGGUGCAACGACCAUCACUGAGCACUAUUCCAGCUCAGAGUCCUAGCUGGAAAUCCCGACCAAACAAGCGCGCAGAUCUACCUAGAGUAUUCUCUCUUAUGGAUCCCCAUUCAGAGAUGGGCCUAGUGGUGACUAACCAGGCUUCUCGAUGGUUACACACAAGCUUGUCGGGCAGACCUUCUGGAUUUGAUGUCCUCGAUCCCGCAGACGAGAUAGUCUACGUCUCUCCCCGAGAUGAACUAGCGGGAACAUUUCGAGCCGAUCCAAAAAGUCCUCUUAUACUCGUGUUGACCGUCAAUACGAUUACGGGCUUAUAUACGCUCUGGACAGCGCGGUACCGAGACAAUGAGAGUAUCCCAUCACACAGAAAGAAAAAGCGUCGUGAUACUGGUGGCACACGGUCUAAAAGACGAAGUUCUCAUUUUGGAAUGGCCACAGGAACAACUACGCCCGGUGCGCGCCCCUCUGCUGGAAGAGAGAGUUUCGGUCCGAGAGGUGACAAUUGGAACGCAUCUGUCAUGUCUCAUUCGCAAUACUCCACCGAGGGAAGACCUGAUGAUGACGAGGAUGAUUUCGCUUCUAAGUUGGGUCAGGACUUUGGCGAAAUUGGUGUUCCCUCGAAGACUUCUAGGCGAGUUAGCUCAAUGCUAGCUCGUGCAGACCUAGCAACCAGUCAAGAUAGGAUUACAUUCUCUGAUCUGGUCACGGGAAGCCAGUCGAGCACAAUCCAUCCAGGAGGCUUGCGACAAUCAAUAGGAGCAGGCAGCACUCGCGGCAGCUUUGGCUUCAACCCAAGGAGUUCCUUACCCCCUGGAGCAGGUUCCAUUUACAGUACCACAAGCAGUUUUGUGGACCCUCCUGUGGACAAACUGCUCGAGGAAUUGAACAACGAAAGUUUGUUCGAGGGGAUCGAAAACAUGGACCUCAAGGAAUCCGCCGCGGGUCUUCCAGAAGAGGUCUUUUUGUCCAAGGUCGAAAGCUUUUCUUCAAAGUUCUCAGGGAGUUUCCUAGCCCCUUCAAAAAUAAAAUCGUCCAAGAGGUUGAAAGUGGUCACACUAUGUCCAACAGACUACGCUUCCUCCCACGUCGGAGAGUCAACCUCAAUGGCUCUUUAUCUGGUAGAUCAAGAGGCAAAAUCAUUGACCGUGGUCAAUAUACGAGUGGAGAGCGUCAAAAAGCCGGCCAAAGAUGUGGUAUUUUUAAAGCGGUCGAAGAAUAAGGCAACCUCCGAUGAACGCGCUCUUCUAGUACAAGCGUCCGGCAUUCAGCAUGUUUCCGGGACAUUAGAUGUUUGCAAGGUGGUCGAUGGAGGCCUUUCGCGGAUUAUCACCCUCAGCGUCAACGACGCCGGGGCCACGGUCCUGCAUUUGCAGAUGCCAUGGAACGAUCCUAUAAUCAUCGAAUUACCUUCUAAAUUCAUGUUACAUGAGAUGGAUGCGCUUUCCUCAAUCAUGACUGUCAAUACGUCGAGAGAGGGGAGCGUGAACCGUGUUAUGGCUGAUUUUUCAAUGACGAUGACCGGCCUGGACCAUCCCGCCGUUGACGGCAAGUUCGACGUAGUUGACUCGGCGAAGCGAAGACAUAAACUUCAGCUUUGUAUGGAACCUACAAAUCCCCUCGUACGAAGAGCGUUUGGUGUGUGCAGAUUCGCUUUAUGUGGCUACUUCCCUGAUAAAGUGGCAGACGGCCUGUUGAUGGGCUGGUGGAAAACCUUGAAAUGGCUUCAGGAACGAGAAGUAUGCGAAAAUGACCUUGAGUGGACUGCUCUAGUGGUUACUCUAUUUGCGCAGGCUAUCCCAUUCAUUGAGGGUGAUCAAUCCGGUGGGACGACCAGACUAACUCGCAGAAAAAGAGGUCUAUUACGGUCAAGCAGUGGUAGCUAUGUGGACACAGAGAGUUGGGAAUCAAUGUUGGAACAAGAAUCCGGAUCUGCUGGAGUAGUAGCCUCUUGGAUGAACACAGCUUCCUGGGGGUGGGUUGUCGAGCAGGAUGCCGAAGACGAAAGCACGGCAAGCUACGGGAGAAAGCCUAACAAAGAACCGUUGUCUUCUAGUCGGUCAACUUGCCGCAAAAACACCUAUCUUCUCCGAUGCGCUACGCUGACCAGGGAAUUUUUGCGAACACCACAAGGUAUUGCGGCUGUCGGUUGUGAUGGCCACCUUCGCAAAGCUCUCUCCAAUAGCGAACAUUCAAUACACACUCCUCUAUGUACCAUUCUAGUCGCUUUGCACCUUCUCCGGGAAGAGCAGAAGCUAUCAGCUUGCGACGAAGAACAGUCACACAAAACCUUAGGUCUUCUUGCCCCAGUUCUAGCACAACUGGGCGGAUGGCUUGGAUGGCCGUCCUGGAAUUGGGCUGAGGAUUCCUACUAUGGCAGUGAAAUCGCUAGCAUAAACCGAUGGCAGUUUGAAAAUACUCGUAUGGCGGGUCCAGAUCUCCCUGCUGAACCACUUCCACCUCCUUCCAUUUUCGCGUACUUGGAAAAGGCCUGGCGUGGAGAGUCUUGUCAAUUCUGGACUUUGCUCAAUCUUGUCAACUUCGAUGGUCACCCAAGGAGAGGAAGGUUGUGGCAGUGGUGUUCCACCCUGACUCCUCGGACUUUGGCCCUUGAAGGCUUCGUUAGCGAAAUGCGCCACAAAUUAAGCGUUCUUGAACGAAUACAACUUCUUCAUCGCUGGGGAUUGACGCGCAGUGUCAUUGAGACCUUCCCAGCUGGCAUUAGCACGCCAUUAUACGAGGCCAUUAUAGAAUCGCAGACGCAUGCUUCGACUUCAUGGAGCUCAUCAUUCUUGGGACUGAUUGAUCGAGACGACCUCAAUAUUUCAAGCCAAUCAAGCACUACUCGGCCCCCACCACCCUUGUCCCUGAAUGUCUCCCACGAUGCUAUACGCGACUACCACCAAAUCAGCAAUUCUACCCUGGAUAUCGAUGCAAUAAACUCCUUUGAGGCUUCUGCUGAAGCUGAUCGCUUCUCUGUAACAAGACUGAUCUUCCGCGAAGACAAGCGCUUUAUUGAAGCAGCGCGAUUGCUGAAUCAAUCCAAAGCCCCUGCCGCAGAGUGCCACCCAGAACCUGAGUGGACUGACUCAGAUCUUCUCGAAGCGCAGAAAGAAGUGGUACAAUUAGUUACAUUGCGGACGUUAUCCAUCCCCACUGGACGGGCCAUGCUCGCCUUUAGCGGCCGUCUUCCUCUCCUGACCGAGAAGCUCCCCAUCCCCUCGUUCUCGUUGCAGUGCGUGAUGAAACCUUCCAAUGUCACUAUAAGCGCAGACAGAGCUUCUUUCCAUGAGGAAAAAAUUUGCUGGGCUUUCUUUCAUAACGGCGUAUCAACUGGUCUAGCUAUAUCAAAAAAUUCCAAGGGGAUUGACACCUCCUGGAUUCUCUUUAACAAGCCCCAGGAGUUGACAAACCGGCAUGCCGGUUUCUUGCUAGCACUGGGUCUUAACGGGCACUUGAGAUCUCUUGCCAAAUGGGUCGCUUUCAAAUACCUAACACCCAAACACACGAUGACUUCGAUCGGUCUAUUACUUGGUCUAUCAGCGUCCUACCUCGGUACAAUGGAUACUCUGGUCACCCGACUGCUGUCCGUACACGUAACCAGGAUGCUCCCUAUGGGAGCGGCAGAGCUUAACCUGUCUCCGCUGACGCAGACCGCGGGAAUUAUGGGCAUUGGUCUCUUGUAUUGCAAUUCUCAACACCGACGAAUGAGUGAAGUUAUGCUCUCGGAGAUUGAGAACGCGGAUCAGGAGGAAGGCUCUGCCACCAACGACUAUCUACGUAAUGAAGGAUAUCGUCUAGCUGCAGGAUUUGCGCUUGGAUUCAUCAACCUCGGCAAAGGCAAGGAUCUGAAGGGAAUGCGGGAUAUGCAUAUAGUUGAGAGAUUGCUCGCCGUCGCCGUGGGUACUAAAAACGUUGACCUAGCCCAUGUCCUUGACCGGGCAACGGCUGGAGCGACAAUUGCUCUAGCAAUCAUCUUCAUGAAGACUAACGAUGAGACCCUGGCACAAAAGGUAGACAUUCCUGACACCACGGUUCGGUUUGACUAUGUGCGGCCGGAUCUUUUCCUCCUCCGCACUCUCGCGCGGCACAUCAUCAUGUGGGAUCGUAUCCAGGCCUGUGACGAAUGGUUUAUAGGGAGUCUCCCGGAGAACAUCAUUGCCGGCCUUUGUUUCGCCCUUGGGCUUCGCUUCGCUGGCUCACCGGACCCAACAGUCCGCGAUAUCCUCCUUUCUUACCUUGACCAGUUCAUCCGCAUUUCUCGGCUGCCGGCACCCAAUUAUGAUGCAAGGCUGGCGCGUAACUCCGUUCGUCAUUGCCAAGAUGUCGUCGCGUUGUCCUUAGCCGCCGUCAUGGCAGGAACUGGUGACCUGGCUCUGUUCCGGCGCCUGCGCUCUCUUCACGGUCGUGUGGACCCUGAUACACCAUACGGAAGUCACAUGGCUGCUCACAUGGCUAUUGGGAUGUUAUUCUUGGGCGGAGGGAGCUAUACAUUAGGCACUUCCAACCUUGCAGUUGCCUCACUAAUCUGCUCCCUCUAUCCCAUUUUUCCAACAACGGUUCUUGACAACGAAUGCCAUUUGCAAGCAUUCCGUCACUUAUGGGUCCUUGCCGCAGAACCACGCUGCAUUGUCCCCCGGGACCUUGAUUCCAGACGACCAAUUUCAAUGCCAAUAACCGUAACAGACUCCGAUGGUGUCAGCGGCACUUUGACUGCCCCCUGCUUACUUCCUGACCUUAAUCGCAUAGCAAAGGUUGAAGUUCUCAGUCCUGAUUACUGGCCCUUGGUCCUAGAUUUUGACUCCAACCCGGGAGUGCGCGAGAAAUUCCAGCAGGGCGACCAAUCCAUUUACCUACGACGCAAAGCAACCUACAAUCCAACAGGCUCAUCCUUCUUCUCUUCCACACUGGCCGGGCUAAGCAGCGCGCAAGACAUCCUCCCAUCAGCUUCGACCUCGGCUUCCAACCAGGGCAAGGGUCUAUCGCCAUCCGCCCUCCCGAACGUCUCCGCGCUCCUUUCCAAAGAAUCCCACAGAUUUACACCAAAACCUGCAGCACAAAGCAUUUGGGACUGGAUCUUCCAGUUAGAUUCUUUGCAUGGCAUCCUAGACGCGCGUGAGAAGGAGCUCGUCCUCCCAUCCUCAUUCCCGGCACGACCACGUCCGUCUUCCACGCCCCACGAUGCGCCCUGGCUCCGUCAAUCCGCUGUGGAUAGCAAGCUUCUUGCCGAAAGCAUCGCGCAAAACGUUAUACAAUCGGCCACCGGCCGCGGCGGUAACCCGGACGAAGUACGAGACCGGCUUUGGCAGCUGAGGCUGCUUUUCGCUUGGAUUGAUGCUGGCUCUUCCUUCCCGUCUGAGAGCGACGAGGAGAAGCGGGACAGACAGGAAACUGGAUCCAUGCCUUCAAGCGGGCACUGGCUAAGGAGGGACUAUGUUGAGGACUUGAGGUGGAAGAUUUGGGGCGUUCAGGCUAGGGGUUCUGAAGGCUCUUAG